GGAAGUGGGCUCUUCGCGGCCCCACACAACAAGUCCCAAAUCCACCCUUCCUUCUUCUCCAUCUGAAACUCCGGCGGCGGCGGCGGCUCGAGGGAGAAGCAGCUCCGAGACGGCGGGAGGGAGGGUCAGCAGAUCCACGGCUGCCGGUGUCGUCCAGCGAUCGUCGUCAGGUUGCAAGCGUCCGUUUCCUAAUCUUGAUCGAUCGGUCGACAUGAUGCCUCGAUCCAUCGUCUUCCCCUUCACGAUGCCGCCGACGCCGGAGCUAGAGUCACAGCAGAUGGAGGAGGAGGAGGAGAAGAAGGAGGUCGUGGUCAGCGGCGGCGACAGCGUCGUCACGGACGUGUCGCUGCGGCUGCUCGUCGCGGCCACGUCGCUCGCCGCCGCGGUCGUCAUCGCCACCAACCACCAGCAGCGCUGGGGCGUCCGCGUGGACUUCACCCUCUUCCAAGUCUGGAUCGCUUUCGUGGCGACGAACCUGGGGUGCGCGGCGUACGCGGCGGCGACGGCGGCGCUGAUGAGGAGGCUGCGGGGGCGGGCGUGGCUGCACCACGCGGACCAGCUGGCGGUGAACCUGGUGGCGGCGGCGAUUGCCGGCGCCGGCGCGGUGGGGUCGAUCGCCAUGUGGGGGAACGAGACCAGCGGGUGGUACGCCGUGUGCCGCCUGUACCGGAGCUACUGCAACGUCGGCCUCGCCGCCCUCCUCCUCUCCUCCGCCGCCCUCCUCCUCCUCAGCUUCGCCUGCGCCCGCUCUCGCUACCCCAGCUCCACCUAAACUAGAGCAAUUUUACGGUUCAACAAAAAUUAAUAAAAAAUACCUCGAGGUACCGGCAUCUCACGGUACUAAA
Messenger RNA from Oryza brachyantha (malo sina), 845 nucleotides. Its product is annotated as CASP-like protein UU1. The record is from RefSeq and is a predicted model, not a curated record. Lineage: Eukaryota; Viridiplantae; Streptophyta; Magnoliopsida; Poales; Poaceae. The transcript has 3 exons. Bases 212 to 772 code for a protein of 186 amino acids.